Molecule: messenger RNA, 1396 nt
Organism: Rhopalosiphum padi (bird cherry-oat aphid)
Lineage: Eukaryota; Metazoa; Arthropoda; Insecta; Hemiptera; Aphididae
Product: transmembrane emp24 domain-containing protein bai-like
Exons: 6
Coding region: 209-835 (208 amino acids)
Biological process (GO): Golgi organization; endoplasmic reticulum to Golgi vesicle-mediated transport; intracellular protein transport
Cellular component (GO): COPII-coated ER to Golgi transport vesicle; Golgi apparatus; endoplasmic reticulum-Golgi intermediate compartment
Source: RefSeq, a predicted model, not a curated record
UUGCCGCUGUAUUAAUGUUAUCUAUAUACACGUUAUACAAAAUUUAUAAUACGCUUCUCAUACAAAAUAUAACAGUAAUUACUAUUUGUACAUAAUAUAAUAUUUAUGCCAACAAACAAAUAAUAGAAGUCUGUUCUAUAGGACAUAGAUAAUCUAUAAUCCAUUUAUUAUCUAAGAUAUCACGUAUUUCAAACAUUAAUUUGUUACAAUGAACUCGAUAGUACAAUUGACCUUGUUGAUGAUUUAUUUAUCUUUACUCUCAAUCGGGAGCUGUAUAAGAUGGCAUAUGCAACCCAAUAGUCGAAAGUGUCUCAGAGAAGAACUCAGGGAAAAUAUAUUGGUCAAGGGUGUAUAUGAAGUAUCUCAGGUUGACAACCAACAAGUAGAUUAUGUUGUCAAAGAUUCAAAAAAUCAUAUUUUGUCACAAAAAGAAGAUAUAAGUUCUGGAAAGUUUACUUUUAGUGUGGAAAAUUAUGAUAUAUUUGAAAUAUGUUUUAUUUCAAAAGCUUUAAAUAAUCAUCAAGGUGCUGUACAAGAAGUUUUCGUGGAUAUAAAAACAGGAGUAGAAGCUAAAAAUUAUGAAGGGGUUGCUGAAGCUUUUAAAUUGAAACCUCUUGAGAUGGAUCUAAAACGACUUGAAGACUUUUCAGAAGCUAUUGUACUAGAAUUCAAGGAUAUGAAAAUGCGUGCUGAUGAAAUGCGAAACACAAAUGAGUCUACAAAUACGAGAGUUUUCUAUUUCAGUUUGUUCAGUAUGAUUUGCUUAAUUGUUUUAGCAACUUGGCAAGUAUGGUAUUUAAGGAGCUACUUCAAAGCAAAAAAAUUGAUUGAAUAAGAUUUGAAGACUUCUAAAAAAAUAAAAAAAUAAUAAUAAAUUUGACUGUCAUAAUGUUUGCACAAGAAUAGCAAUUUUAAAUAUGUUUAUUAUAUUAUCAUAAUCAUUAUAAAUAGUUAUACCAUACACUGUAAUCAAUGAUUUCAGGAUUUUGAGUCAAUUCAUAGUUCUGUCCAAAUCUCAUUAUUCCUAAUCUAAUUUUAGUUUAGUAUUAAAUUUUGAUUUGUCAAUAUUUUUUAAAACUAUUAUACACUAAUUUUGUAAUUUAUGAAACUGUUUAUUGAUGUUUACUAUAACUAAUAACUAAUAAGUCUAAGUAUGAGCUAUACCAAAAUUGGACAUAACUAUGGAAUGAACCUAACUAGUCCCACCUAUAACUUUAGUAAGAUAAAACCUAAAUAUUUAAUAAGUUUCAUUGAAUUUGUAUUUCUAGUCUUUUUCUACAAUAUUAAAAGUAAAUUUACUGUUUUAUAUGUUAUCAUUUAAAUUAGUAUAUUUUAUCAACAAACUUGUUCUAUCUACUGUUAUGUUUAAACAAAAUACAUGUUUUUAAUUUAUUAA